GGGGGACAUUGUGCAGGCUGCACAGCUCCAGCAGCUGUGUGAACUCUUCUGACUGCAGGACCAUAGGGAGGUCACCUGGACGCGUCGGAGGCGGGAAAUGAUUCCAAGGGGGCUGCAAGGUGACUGCUGAGGAUGACUCAGAGAACAGACUCAUUCAAAAUGGCUCCAUUUUCCAGUUGAAGAAAUGUCCUUUCUGAAAAGCAGAUUCCGCUUCACUGCAGUGUAUCACCAGGCUGCAGUGGGUAGGCACCAGGGAGGAGGACUGAACUGUUGACGGCUGUUCCUGGAUUCAGUUAUUUGGCUCAUGCACCCUCCCUGAGCUCUGCAAGCAUGAGGAAAGACUAAGAAAUGUAAAGCCCAUAAAUGACAGCUUCAAAGGAGAAUUGGCAAGGAAUAUUGCCUGCACUUUUUAGUAAUGUUUCCAGAGUUUGAGCAUCAGCCCUGCAUCGACUUCCUGUGUCCUAGCCUACCUGAAUCUCCCCACCUUAACUGACCUGAUGAAUUUUUUCGAUUCCAAGGGGGCUGCAAGGUGACUGCUGAGGAUGACUCAGAGAACAGACUUAUUCAAAAUGGAGCCCCUAACCUUUGAGGAUGUUGCCGUGAGCUUCACCCUGGAAGAGUGGAGCUGUUUGGAUCUUUCCCAAAAGAAGCUCUACAGAGAAGUGAUGCUAGAAACCUAUAGCAACCUGUCCUACAUAGAAGAAAAUGAAAACAUUGAAGAGGAUUUCAGGAAUCCCAGAAGAAAUACGAGCCCUGAAAUGUUAGAGAGACUGCGUGAACAUAAACCAUGUAUUCAAUGUGCAGAAUCCUUUCAACAGACUCCAGAGAACAUUGUAAGCAAGGAUACUGUUCUUAGAACAGCACCAUGUAAAAGCAAUAUAUGUGAUGCUUAUGGGGAAACCUUUACUGAUAGCUUGGCUCUUCUAAUCCAUGAAAGGUUACACAAUGUAGUGAAAUCUCAUGGAAGGAAACAAAUUGGUAAAAUCUUCACUCCAUCUGGUACCUUUCACAUUCGUGAAACUUCUCACAUUAGUGAGAAACCCUAUGGAUGUACACAAUGUGGGAAAGCCUACACUCCUUCCAGUAACCUUCAUAUUAAUGAAAGCAUUCACAGUGUAGAAAAACCCUAUGAAUGUAAGCACUGUGGGAAAGUCUAUAGUCAAGCCAGUAACCUUCAGAGACAUGAAAGAACUCACACUGGAGAGAAACCCUAUGUUUUCAAGCCAUGUGGGAAAGCCUAUGCUGAUUCAAGUACCCUUUAUAUUCAUGAAAGAACUCACACUGGGGAGAAACCAUAUGAAUGUAAGCAAUGUGGGAAAGUCUACACUUUUUUCAGUACCGUUCAUAGUCACGAAAGAAUUCACACUGGAGAAAAACCCUACGCAUGUAACAAAUGUGGAAAAUUCUUCACUCGUGUGUGUAACCUUCAAUAUCAUGAAAGAUCCCAUAGUGCAGAAAAACCAUAUGGAUGUAAACAAUGUAACAAAGUCUUUACUCAAGAACAUUAUCUUCGAAUACAUGAAAGAACUCACACUGGAGAGAGACCCUAUGGAUGUAAGCACUGUGGGAAAGCUUACCCUUUUUCCAGUUCUCUUCGUAUUCAUGAAAGAAUUCACACUGGAGAAAAACCCUAUGGAUGUAACAAAUGUGGGAAAUUCUUCACUCGUGUGUGUAACCUUCGAUAUCAUGAAAGAUCCCACAGUGGAGAAAAACCAUAUGGAUGUAAACAAUGUAGCAAAGUCUUUACUCAAGCACAUUAUCUUCGAAUACAUGAAAGAACUCACACUGGAGAGAGACCCUAUGGAUGUAAGCACUGUGGGAAAGCUUACCCUUUUUCCAGUUCCCUUCGUAUUCAUGAAAGAAUUCACACUGGAGAAAAACCCUAUGGAUGUAACAGAUGUGGGAAAUUCUUCACUCGUGUGUGUAACCUUCGAUAUCAUGAAAGAUCCCACAGUGGAGAAAAACCAUAUGGAUGUAAACAGUGUGGCAAAGUCUUUAGUCAUGCACAUUAUGUUCGAAUACAUGAAAGAAUUCACACUGGAGAGAAACCCUAUAGAUGUAAGCUAUGUGGGAAAGCCUAUGCUGAUUCAAGUGCCCUUCGAUAUCAUGAAAGAACUCACACUGGAGAAAAACCCUAUGGAUGUAAGCAAUGUGGGAAAGCCUACACUGAUUCCAGUGCCCUUCGAUAUCAUGAAAGAACUCACACUGGAGAGAAACCCUAUGAAUGUAAGCAAUGUGGGAAAGCCUACACUUUUUCAAGUAACCUCCGUAUUCAUGAAAGAACUCACACUGGAGAGAAACCCUAUGCAUGUAACAAAUGUGGGAAAUUCUUCACUCGUGUGAAUAACCUUCGAGAUCAUGAAAGAACUCACAGUGCAGAAAAACCAUAUGGAUGUAAAGAAUGUGGGAAAGUCUUUACUCAAGUCCGUUAUCUUCAAAUACAUGAAAAAACUCACACUGGAGAGAAACCCUAUGGAUGUAAGCAAUGUGGGAAAGCCUACAGUCAUUCAAGUUCCCUUCGAUAUCAUGAAAAAACUCACACUGGAGAGAAACCCUAUGAAUGUAAGCAAUGUGGUAAAGCCUACGCUUUUUCCAGUUGCCUUCGUAUUCAUGAAAGAACUCACAUUGAAGAGAAACCCAAUGGAUGUAAGUAAUGUGGGAAAGCGUACACUCAGUGUGCUUACCUUCAGGCACACCGAAGAACUCACACAGAAGUGAAAUCUUACAGAUAUAUGCAAUGUGAGAAUGUGUUCACUUACUCCUGUCACCUUUGAGCCCUGAAAGACAAAGACCAACUUUAUGGUUAUAACCAAGGUGGCCAAAAUGUUCAAAUGCCCCAUUACCCUUAAAAGACAUAAAGGUACUUAGACUAGAGAAAAAAGCUAUGGAUAUGAACAAUUUCCAGUGACAUUAUGCAGAGAAACUUUAUAAAUGUAAGGAAUGAGGAAAAACCUACACUUUAUUCAGUAUCCGUCAUACUCAUCAAAGAACACAAACAAGACAAACCUAGUGGAUGUAAGAAUGUGGAAAGCCUUCCUUAGUUCUAGUACCCUUCAUGCACCUGAAAGAAUUCAUGGUGUAAAUAAACACUAGGGUCAUAUCAAAUAUGACAAAACAUUCACACAUCCCAGUCUCCUUGAACAACAUGAAUGACCUCAGAAACACUAUCAAUGUAAGUGAGGUAGGAAUGCCUUCACCCUUUGCAGUAAUCUUUGACAUGACACAAUUCACAUUGUAACACAAUCCUGUACACGUGUGUAAUGUGGCUAAGUCUUCACACAUUCCAAUGCUCCUUCAAAAUGUACAAAAUUAAAAUGGAGAAUACUUGUUUAGGAAAGUAAUUAGGAAAGUCUUCUCUCAUUUCCAUGACCUCAAACAUGAAAGUCCUCACACUAGAGAAAAAAAUCUGUAUGUGUAAGCAUAAUGAACCUGUCUAUAUUGAUUCUAUUCACCAUCCAACAAGUGAAAUAAUACAAUCUGUGACAAUCCUUAUAGAAGCAAUGUAUAUAGGAAUAUCUUCUCUCAUUCCUAUUGCCAAAAAAAUACUUGUAAGAUAUCACAGUAUAGUGAUAUGAAUGAACUCAGAAACACUAUCAAUGUAAGUAAAGUAGGAAUGCCUUCACCUUGCAGUAAUCUUCUUUGACAUGACACAAUUCACAUUGUAGCACAAUGCUCUACAUGUGUAUAAUGUGGCUAAGCCUUCACAUGUUCCAGUGCUCCUUGAAAAUGUAGAAAAUUAAAAUAUGUAUUGAAGUACUCAGGGAAAGCCUUUACUUAUCUUGCUUCUAUUUACAACAUGAACUCCAUUCUUGCACUCAUGAUACUGCCUAGUUUAUAUAACUUUUGUUAGCAAGAGCAUGCCAUGUCACCUGCUUUCCUCCAGAGAUAUGAUCAAACAUGGUAUGAAGAGAAAACUUGAUUCAUGGCUCAUGGCUGGCAGGGAAGGAACUCUCUUCCAAGCCCCCAGUCCAUUUUCUCCUAGUUAUUUCAGAGCAAGGAUCUGUGAACUGUUUGCACAGGCUGAUCUCCAACCAUGAUCCUCCUGUCUCACCCUCUCAUGUACUAGGAUUAUAGGCUCAAGCCAAUGCCAAUUUGCUUAUACAUAAUUAGAGAUCUGUCAGGUUUUCUAUCACUUCAGCCACUUUGCCAGCCCUUUGUUUUCUUUUUGAUUGUGACUUUCAGCAUGUUCAACAUUUUAUAUUGAGACAGGAACUUAUUUAACUGGAGAUGUAAAAUUGAAGUUUUGAACUUUUGAUGUUCCAACCUCUGUUUUCCAAAUGCUGGGAUGAAAAAUGUGAAAUGAUACUUGAAAAAGUGUUCAGAUUUUAUCUUUCUUGUUUCCCAUUGCAAUUUGCAUAUUGUCUAUUGCAUAGAUGAGAACAGAAAGCAUUUUUUAAGUAGAAAUUGGAUUUCUCUGCUCCUCAUUUUUAGAUGUUAAUUUUUU
This is a messenger RNA of Castor canadensis (American beaver), 4444 nucleotides long. Lineage: Eukaryota; Metazoa; Chordata; Mammalia; Rodentia; Castoridae. The record is from RefSeq and is a predicted model, not a curated record.